This is a messenger RNA of Cololabis saira (Pacific saury), 2191 nucleotides long. RefSeq names its product ring finger protein 150b (gene rnf150b). NCBI's taxonomy places the organism in Eukaryota, Metazoa, Chordata, Actinopteri, Beloniformes, Belonidae. The record is from RefSeq and is a predicted model, not a curated record.
GGAAGCGGCCGUCUGCGUCGGCGAGCUGUGGCCUAGUGACAACAAUGUCGAGUACGUAGCUGUGCAAAAGCUCGGCUUUUCGGGAUAAAAGCGUCUCCCACGUGGCCCUCGCUCCGCGCCCGCCGCCGCUCCGCGGCGCCAUGGCGCCGGGCUCCCUGGCGGCCGCCUGCCGCAGCCUGGCCCUGUCCACCUGGCUGCUGUCCUUCUGCUUCGUGCACCUGCUGAGCCUGGACUUCACGGUGGCCGAGCGCGAGGAGUGGUACACGGCCUUCGUCAACAUCACCUACGUGGACCCGGCCACGGCCGAGCUGCGCACGGAGAAGACGGAGUGCGGCCGCUACGGCGAGGACUCGCCCCGGCGGGAGGCGCGGGGGCUGGUGGUGCUGCCGGCGGCCCCGGUGGACCGCCAGGCCUGCGACCCGCACACCCGCUUCCCGGUGCCGCCGCGGGCCCAAACCCAAACCCAGGCCGGGGCCCAGAACUGGGUGGCCCUCAUCGCGCGGGGAAACUGCACCUACCGGGACAAGAUCCGCCACGCCGCGGCGCACAACGCCACGGCCGUGGUCAUCUUCAACGUGGGCUCCGCCAACGCCAACGACACCAUCACCAUGCCGGGCCAAGGCACCGGCGACGUGGUGGCCAUCAUGAUCCCCGAGCCAAAAGGCCGCGAGGUUGUGUCGCUGCUGGAGCGCAACAUCACGGUCACCAUGACGAUCACCGUGGGGACCAGGAACCUGCAGAAGUACGUGAGCAGGACGUCGGUCGUGUUCGUGUCCAUCUCCUUCAUCGUGCUGAUGAUCAUCUCCCUGGCCUGGCUCGUCUUCUACUACAUCCAGAGGUUCCGCUACGCCAACGCGCGGGACAGGAACCAGCGUCGUCUCGGCGACGCAGCGAAAAAGGCCAUUAGCAAGCUGCAAGUCCGCACCAUCAGGAAAGGCGACCAGGAGACGGAAGCCGACUUCGACAACUGCGCCGUCUGCAUCGAGGGCUACAAGCCCAACGACGUGGUCCGCAUCCUGCCCUGCAGACAUCUGUUCCAUAAGACGUGCGUGGAUCCGUGGCUGCUGGACCAUCGCACGUGUCCCAUGUGCAAGAUGAACAUCCUGAAGGCUCUGGGCAUCGCCCUGAACGCCGACUGCCUGGACGACCUGCCCCUGGACUACGACCUGGCCCUGGGCGUGGGGGGGGUCGGGGUGGGGGCCCUGGCCCUGGAGGCCGUGGUGUCCGGGGCCUCCAGCGACGGCACGCUGAGCGAGGGCGGCUCCUCCGUGGUGCUGGACCCCGGGGUGAGACGGGUGGGGCUCCCGCAGGACUACCAGGACCCCGACACGCUGAGAGACAGCCCGGUGACGGCCACGACUGAUACACACACAGGUGAGCUGCAGCCCAUGGCCGGCAGCGCCUCCGCCGCCUCCUUCGUCAUCGCCGUGGAAACGGGCCUGUCUGACGAGGAGGGGUCCAUGGACCAGCCUCCGCUGGGAGACAAGUCCUGAGAGCAGAACCCGACCAGAACCGACCAGAACCGGGCCAGAACCAGACUCACCACUCGGCUCUUUACUCGGCCCAUGUUUUUUUUUGUUCAGUUUUUUGAGAUGGACUUCGUCGUGGAAGCCAAACCCAGAGCCGGGGUUCUCCGGGGUUUUGUGCGACUCAAGCUUGGCGUUAAGCGGACGGAUCUGGGUUCUGUUCCCCCCGACGCGGACGGGUUCGGGUCCGGUUUCUGGCUCGGUUUCCCGUCUUUACACUUCCUCGGUUUUUCCACCUGCUGUUGCUGACGCUGCCUCCCUCCCAAACCUUCACGUCGGACGAACUCCCAUCACAUCCCGACUCCAAGGACUCGGUCGGAUUUAGAUCUCGUUGUGUUUUCCCCGGUUGGGAGUUGGAUCCGGACCUGGUUCGGGAUCUGCAUCAGGGAUCGGUCCCGCAUCGUUCUGGAUUGUUUGGGAUUCCGGUCGUUGUGAUUCACGGCCGUCUCUGGGAGAUAAAGACUACGGGGACUGGGACUCUAAAUCCCGGCAGUAUUACUCGGGCUGCACAGCAGCUCGUACACAAGUGUUGUUUCCAUGUCUGUUCUCUUCCUCCACUCCACACUCUUCUGUUCAGAUUUGAUUCCUACGGUGGCCGAGACCCGCCAUUACUGAGAAUAAAAGUAACGCUGCAAACAGAAACUAACGCUGCUGCAAAUUAAAGA